This is a messenger RNA of Scophthalmus maximus (turbot), 6952 nucleotides long. RefSeq names its product laminin, beta 2-like (gene lamb2l). The transcript is spliced from 35 exons. NCBI's taxonomy places the organism in Eukaryota, Metazoa, Chordata, Actinopteri, Pleuronectiformes, Scophthalmidae. Gene Ontology annotation, cellular component: laminin trimer. Gene Ontology annotation, biological process: cell migration; substrate adhesion-dependent cell spreading; basement membrane assembly. Gene Ontology annotation, molecular function: extracellular matrix structural constituent. Bases 240 to 5786 code for a protein of 1848 amino acids. The record is from RefSeq and is a predicted model, not a curated record.
CCCACAUGACUGUACACUACCUGGACCUUGUGUUAUUACUGUAGCCUGUUAUUACCCUUGACUCCUGCCGUAUUCCUCCCCGGGGCUAAACGACGUGGACGUUAAGACCUCUGCGGUGUUUUGUACGCUCGGCUAAUUCAUCUUUUUAGACUUUUUACUUUGUUCGCGUCUUGACGUUGGCAGCAGAGCCGGUUCUGGCUAAACGUAUAGAAAGUUUUGCCAGAGACAGCUUGGUGUCCAUGCGUCCAAGCAUCCUGAUGCCCAUCAUGUCCGCGCAGCUCAGCAUCCUCUUGUUGGCUAUUAGUGUGUCCGGACAAGAGCUCCCAUCAGGCCCUCACGGCUGCACGGAGGGAAGCUGUUACCCUGCCACAGGAAACCUUCUGAUUGGACGGGCUGUCAACUUAUCUUCCACGUCCACAUGCGGCCUGGGGGGGCCCGAGCACUACUGCAUUGUCAGCCAUCUGCAGGAGUCAGACAAGUGUUUCGAGUGUAACUCCCAGCACCGCUACGACCCGUACCGCCACAGGAACAGCCAUCGCAUUGAAAACGUGAUCAAUCUCAUGGACAGGAAUGAAGACCACACCUGGUGGCAGUCUGUCAACGGACAGGAGACUGUGAGCAUCAGACUGAACCUGGAGGCCGAAUUCCACUUCACACAUCUCAUCAUGAAGUUUAAGACUUUCCGCCCUGCAGCUAUGAUCAUCGAGCGUUCGGCAGAUUUCGGCCGCACGUGGCGCCCCUACCGCUUCUUCGCCUCAAACUGUACCAGGACCUUCCCCAGCAUCCCAGCCAACGGCCUGCACCACAUCAACGACAUCAUCUGCGAGGAACGCUACUCAGACAUUGAACCCUCCACUAAUGGAGAGGUCAUUUAUAAAGUGUUGGAUCCUGCCAUUCAUGUGAAAGACCCCUACAGCUUGGACAUUCAAGAACUUUUGCGAAUCACUAACCUGCGCAUCAACUUCACCAAGCUCAACACCCUUGGAGACGACCUGCUUGACCGACGCUUCGACGUCCUGCAGAAAUAUUACUACGCCAUCUAUGAGCUGGUGGUCAGAGGAAGCUGCUUCUGUUAUGGUCAUGCCUCGGAGUGCGCCCCAGUGCCAGGGGUUGAUGCCCGGGAGAACGGCAUGAUCCAUGGUCGGUGUGUAUGCAACCACAACACAGAAGGCCUGAACUGUGAGCGCUGCCAAGAUUUCCACAAUGACCUGCCAUGGAGACCCGCAGAGGCCGAAAACUCACACACAUGCAGAGAGUGUAACUGUAACGGCCACUCAAACCAGUGUCACUUCGACAUGGCGGUGUACUUGGCCACGGCUAACGUAAGCGGAGGAGUGUGCGAUGACUGUCAGCACAACACCAUGGGCCGCAACUGUGAGAUGUGCAAACCUUUCUACUUCCAAGACCAUAUCAGGGAUAUCAGGGACCCGCAGGUCUGUGUUGCCUGUGACUGUGACCCCGUGGGCUCGCUGGAGGGAGGUGUGUGUGACAGUCACACCGACCCAGACAUGGUGAUGAUUGCAGGACAGUGCCGCUGCAAAGCCAACGUGAAAGGCAUGCGCUGCGACGACUGCAAGGAGGGUUACUACGGACUGAGCCAGAACGACCCACUGGGCUGCCAGCCUUGCAACUGUGACCCUCGUGGUAUCAUUAUGAUUGGAGCUCCUUGUGAUCAGAUCAGUGGGGACUGCUCCUGCAAAAGAUACGUCACAGGUCGCUACUGCAACCAGUGUCUGCCUGAAUACUGGGGGCUCAGUAACGACCUGGCCGGCUGCAGACCCUGUGAUUGUGACUUUGGUGGAGCCUUCAACAACAGGUGCAUGAUGGAAAAUGGCCAGUGCGACUGCAGGAGACAUCUGAUCGGUCGACAGUGUUCAGAAGUGCAGCCGGGGUAUUUCUGUGCUCCGCUGGACUACUACAAGUAUGAGGCUGAAGAUGCCACUGGACACUCCCCCAGUGACCCUGCGCUGCCGGGCCAAGUUCGUCCCCAGGCAGAGACCGACUGUGUUCAGCACCUCAGCAAUCAGCUGAGGCGUCACCGCCGCCACCGCCGCGUUACAAACUCGCAGCAGCAUCGGGCGGCACUGAGACGUAUUCGUCAGCUUCAGCAAACACCGGAUGUGAGGACCGUUCACCGAGAGCACUCUCCCAGCCACAUGGUGACUUGGACCGGACCUGGCUUUGCCCGUGUGAAAGAUGGUGCAGGGCUGGUGUUCACUAUCGACAACGUCCCCUACGCCAUGGAGUACGACAUCAUGAUCCGCUACGAACCAGAGUCCACAGAGGACUGGGAGGCCAUAGUCAGUAUUACCUCAGUAUCGCUGCCCUCCAGUCUCCGGUGUGGAAACCUCUUACCGACAGAACAGCUCUACACUGUAACACUGCCGCACCGCAACAGAUAUAUCGAGAUGCCCAGGCCCUUCUGUUUCGAGCCCAGCAAUCAUUAUGUGGUUUCAAUUAGGUUCCAGCGCCACGGGGUCUCACACAGACAUCUAACUGCCUUCAUUCUCAUUGACUCGCUGGUUCUGAUCCCUAAGUACACCGAGCUUCCUGGUUUCCAAGGUAACGAGCCGGAAGCAGAGCAGCGGCGGGAGGAAAUGGUUCGCUACAUGUGCCUGGAUUCCUUCAUGAUCACGCCGAUGCCCGCCCUGGCUGAGAUGUGCUCAAAACUCAUCUGUAGCAUUUCCUCCAUCAUUCAUGACGGUGCUCUGCCCUGUCAGUGUGAACCACAAGGUUCCCUGAGUGGUGAGUGUGAUAGGGUCGGAGGUCAGUGUCGAUGUAAACCCAACGUCAUGGGUCAGCACUGUGACCAGUGUGCCCCAGGAACCUACGGCUUUGGAGUGAAUGGCUGCGCAGCCUGCGACUGUCACUCUGAGGGUUCAUUGAGCCACCAGUGUGACCCAGUUACAGGCCAGUGCCAGUGCAGACAGGGAGCCACUGGACGGAGGUGCUCAGACUGCCAACCAGGCCAGUGGGGCUUCCCCAGCUGCAGCCCCUGUCAGUGUAACGCUCAUGCAGACCUCUGUGACCCCAGCACUGGGGAGUGUAGAGACUGCAGGGACUACACAGCGGGACAGCUCUGUGAACGUUGUGAGGACGGGUUCUUUGGCAAUCCGGUGCUUGGCUCAGGGGAGCACUGUCGGCCCUGUCCCUGCCCUGGUGUCCCGGGCUCAGGUCACUUUAACGGACACUCCUGUCAAGCUGACCAUAGCUCGAACCAGAUCAUCUGUAACUGCAGACAAGGUUACACUGGACCCCGCUGUGACCAGUGUGCCCCUGGUUACUAUGGUAACCCAGAGCAGCCUGGUGGGCACUGCCUACCGUGCGAGUGCAGCGGCAACAUUGACACCCAGGACCCUGAGUCGUGCGAUCCCAGGACCGGCCAAUGCUUAAAGUGCCUGUACCACACCGAUGGCCCCUCCUGUUGCCACUGUCAGCACGGUUACUAUGGCAACGCUUUGGCCCAGGACUGCAGACGUUGUACCUGUGUGACUGCUGGCACUGUCCAGUCCGCCUGCAGUGACGGACAGUGUCACUGUGACAGGCAGACCGGAGCCUGCCUCUGCAAGGAGAACGUGGCUGGCCACAACUGUGACCAGUGUGCUCCAAACCACUGGAACUACGGACAGGAUGGUGGCUGCGAGCCCUGUCACUGCAACCCACAACACUCCCUCGGACCUCACUGCAACAUGUUCACGGGCCAGUGCCACUGUCGUCCAGGCUUUGGAGGCAAACAGUGCACUGAGUGUGAGCAGUUCCACUGGGGAGACCCACAGGUGCAAUGUCAAGAAUGUAACUGUCACCCGCUCGGCUCAGAGAUGGCCCAGUGUGACCGAGCCACGGGGACAUGCGAGUGCCGGGAGGGAGUAGCGGGGAAGCAGUGCGAUGAGUGCGCCCGAGGCUUCACAGGCGUCUUUCCAGAAUGCGUCCGGUGUCACUCGUGCUUCCAGUUGUGGGACGAUGCGCUGUGCCAGAUGAAAAGGGACCUGGAUCACAUCCAGUACACCGUGCGGAAGAUCCUGGAGAGCGGGAUCACGCCUGGGGUCGAGGACACUCGCAUCAAAGAGCUGGAGAGGAAGCUGAGGCAGGUUCAGGAUCUCAUCAGUAUGGAGGACAGCGACAGGGUCCACCAGCUGAUUGGACAGAGCAUCGAUGACCUCAGGGCUGAGAUCGCCCUGACUGACGGGCGUCUGAUGGCCGUUGGCCGGGAGCUGAACGCCACAGCAGAAGAAGAAGAGGCACUAAGACGCACACUGAAUGUUCUGGAGAGAGAACUAAGGGACAUCAACACCACUAUGGCUCACAAACAGCGUCUGCUGGAUGAGUACCUCACCUCUGGAUUUGCAGAUCAGUUUGAGAAAGUGAAGAAGUACUAUCGGGUGUCGCUGGAGGCAGAAGAGAAAUGCAACGCCUCGGUGUCCGGCCCUUUCAGCGCGGUGGAACAGUCCAAAGAAACCCGUGCGCUCACCGAAGACCUGCUGGACGCCAGCAAAGACAAGUUCCUCCGCGCCCUGGCCGCUCAGAACAAGUCAUUAGAGGAGCUGCAGCAGAAGACCCACCACUUGGAUGAGAAGGUCCAUCACCUCAGUCACAAGGUGUGUGGUGGUCAUAGCAAUGCCAGUGUAAAUGGCAGUUGCCCAGACAGUCAAUGUGGAGGUGCCGGUUGCCGCGAUGAUCAGGGUAACCACGUGUGUGGAGGAGAUGGCUGCAACGGGACGGUGAGCGCCUCUGUAGCAGCCCUGAAUCACGCCAGGAACGUCGCCGAUGGUCUGAACACUGCCAACGAGGAGCUGCAGGGUGUCGCAAAAAAGCUCCAGGAUAUAGCCACACUGACGCAGGAUGUUAAGAACCAAGCGAUGAACACACUGGAGAAAGCCCAAAAGAAGAAGGACCACUUUGAAAGCAACAACAAGAAACUGAAAGAUUUCAUUAAGAAGAUCAGAUAUUUCCUCACUGAGGAGGGAGCCGACCCGGAGAGCAUAGAGAAAGUGGCGCUGCAGGUCUUGUCCAUUGCGCUGCCGGUCAACAGGACCACGUUGGACAACAUGGUAAUGCAGAUAAAGGACAGCCUGUCCAACCUCACCAACGUCGAUGGGAUCGUCAACCAAACCAUGCAGCACGUCGCCAAAGCCAAGGAGCUGCUUGACGCAGCCAAAGAUGCCAAGAGGCGAGCAGAAGGAGUGAAUGACACAGCCAAAAGCACCAAGCGGGCACUGGACGUGUCUGAGAAAGCCAUAGAGGAGGCGAAGUCAGCUCUGAAGGAGGCGCACAAUAACCUGAACAGAACAAGGAACGCUACCGCUGAGGUGGAGGAGAGCCUGGGCCAGCUGGAGGAUAAGCAGAUGGAAGUCAUGAUGCGUUUAAACAACCUCUCCGUGGGGGUGGAAGCUCUGAGGAACAAGACGGAGCAGAAUCGACAGAUGGCGGAGGACGCCAGAGCACUGGCUAACAACGCCACUCGCCAGGCAUCCUCACUGGAGCAGAGCCUCAACGACACAGAAAAGCGUUACAGCGAGCUGCGGACGAAGGUGGACUCGCUCGGUGGGGAGUCUGGAGGUCUGAACAGCAUCAACCAGAGGGCAAAGGAUAUGAAGAAGGAGGCGGAUGACCUCUUAGGCAAAGCCACCAGUGGGAUGAAGCAACUGGAGAAACUGGAGAAGAAGUUCAAGACUAACGAGCGGCGGAUGCAGAGGCAGCGUGUGGAGCUGGACGAGCUGAAGGAAAACGCCACCGUGGUCCGGGACGAGAUCCGGGAACAAGUGCAGAAGUACUCCAACUGUGUUUGAGGACGUCACACCCGCUUCCUGUUCACCGUUUGCUGCUGCGGUCCGGAGCAGAGUGUGAAUGAAACUUCAACUCUGCUCUGGUGCCUCCAUGUUUUUCACUGGUAUUGUAACUUUUACACUCUACUGUACCUGUCAAGUGUUAUAUCACAGAAACUCCCUCUGUCGACGUACUGUACCACUUUUUGACUCCUAGAUAUCAACACAUCGCGUUUUGUGUUGGUGUCUGUAAGCUAUCGCAACAAGUGGAGAGUUUUUGUUUCUCUGUACAGGCCAUGUUAAUUUGAGUUCAUGAAUAAUAAACAGAAGAAAUAUAUCAGAGUAUGUUAUGAGAAAAUUGUUAUCUUGACCAAAAGCGAAUUCCGUGUGUUUUUUGCGGCACCAUUUGACCACCUGGUGGUAGUACUGAAUUGACAUUGUGACAUUCCUGUUCAGAAAUAUAUAGUUAUUCAUUGAAUUUUGAAAUGAAAUGUUGUUUAUUUUUUAUGACAAAAGGCAACUCUUGAUUAAACACAUAUAAAUGCAUAUACGAGUAUUCUUAUGAGCAACAUUGAUUCUGAGUGAUGGAGACGAAUACAUUUUAUGCAUAUUUGUGACAUCACGUGUCCUGUGUGUGUCUUAAUGUGUUUGUGUUGUUAACAAAACCAGUUUAGAUUUGAAAUAGGUAAUAAAUAAUAGAUAAUAUAUGUGUGUUUGUGUGUAUAUAAAUAUAUAUGUGCAUGUAUGUAUAUAUAUAUAUAUAUAUAUAUAUAUAUAUAUAUAUAUAUAUAUACAUAGAAAAUUUACAUGUGAAAAAUUACACGUGUAUUUAACAAUAAAUCAUUUAUGUUAAGUUGAGCCAGUUCGGGAGCGAGAACAACUUACUUGGACAUUGAAUGUAUCAAACCCACACACCAACAAUUAGGAAAUCCAUUACAAAUUACACAGUAAAAAGUCCUGAAUUCAACUUUUUCUAAAAGCAUAAAAAGUAGUUACUGUGCAGAGAAAAUGGCCCAUUUGACUGCAUUAUGGUUACAAAUUUGCAUUAUUUGAUAUUCAAUACUGAUGUAUCAAUGCACAAACUGGAUUCUUCUGUAUUUCAUGAGCUCAUCAUGUGUGUUUCUGAGUUCAAUCUUACUUUGCAAAGCAACUCUAGUCGUUGAAUAAAUGCAGUGGAGUCAAAGGCACAA